AUGGAGCUCUUCAGUGGGGUGGCAACCCUGUCUCGAUGUUGGAGGGAAGCUGGGUAUCCAACAUGCAACCUAGACAUCAGGGAUUGGAAUCCAUGGGCUGAAGCUCGGGCUGCUGCGGGACUUCCAACAUCUAAUGGAAACCCACUUGACUUGACUACCCCAUCAGGGUUCGGGCUACUGUUGAUGAGCAUCAUGAAAGCCAAAGACAAUGUGGUAGUGUCCAUUGGACUACUUUGCUGUACUUUUGUGGCAAUUUCUCGCGGCUCGACAUUCCGUCUUCAAGCAAGCAUUUUGGAUGAAGGGCUGGGGAUCAAAGACGGCAAAGAGGACUUGCUUAUGGAGCAACAGGAAUAUCCGAUUGGGUAUGGAAGACGUUUCGCUACCUUGAUGAAUCGCUUCAAGAAGGAAGUUGUGGGCCCAAAGCAUCCAAACCCAGCUUCUGACUUGGAUGACCUGCACAUCGUGCUCCCGGAGCUGAUGUCGGAUUUGUGGGAAGUUGUGCCAAGCUCAGUGGCCAUCAGUGCACCGAAAGAGGGUGUGCAUCGUCCAAGUGGUUAUGCAUUGGGAGACUGCCAUCACGCUCAAUCCAAGGCUGCAAGAGCACGCCUCGAGAAGUUGACUGCUGAGAAGUCUUCGCAGGCGGCAACGCCGCCUCAGGCCAAGAAGACUGUUGGCUCGCCGGCAAGUGAUCUGGAAGACUUUGAAGAAGCUGGAGAUGCCCUGGCAGACAGCUGUGUCGCCCUACCGGAUGAAGAAGUGGCACCGAAAGCCAAGAAGGAGAUCACUGCAGAGACCAGGGGGAUGCAGGCACUGAGCGCCAUGCUUCGUCGGCUGUGCCGGCCAAAGGAGUCAAGCGGACGGCUUGAAGUGAGCCCUGAGAUCCACAAGCAGUGGGCAGCCGGAGGCGACCAAAGGAAGGCUUUGCUUGAUAUUCUGAUCAAAACGAAUGGAAAUAAGGAAGCCUUCAAAAAAGAAGUGGAGCACAUUCAGAAGAGGUCCCGAAAGAACACGGUGAAGGUGGACAAAGGCUUUUAUACAAAGGAGCAAAUGAAGAAAGACUUGGGCUGGUCGAUGAAGCGAAUCAAGGCUGCGUGUGCCUUUUGCACUCACAAGUCCAGGGUGAAGACCCAUGUCAGGCGAGACAAGUAUGAACAUGAUGUCAAAGAAUACUGGGUCGACGUAGCUACAACGGGAAGCUUUGAGAAAGAGGAUGAAGAAGCUUUGUAUGACAAGUCUUCUGUUGAUGGGACUUCCACCACCUUUGACCUGGGGCUCCCCGGCAGUGACCCAACUGCUGCUGAUGGCGAUGAUGGACCUGAGUCAGACGGAGAGUCAGGGGAUGCGGACUCUGACGCUGAUGGGGCAGCUGGCAGCGUCCGUUCGAAGGGUUCCAACAAGGCACCCAGGAUUCCAGACAUGGACAAAGAGCACGUGUUCGAGGCCCUCGAAAAUGUAUCCUCUGUCAUGACGAAUUUGUUGAGGGUACAGUCUAAGAUGGAAGCAACUCGAGACAGACUGUCCGCUAUCGAUUCCGCUGAUGCAAAGCAGAGCCUUAUCAAGGUGACCGGAUACAGGGAUAACCUGGUGAAACUGCAUGAUGAGAUUGCAGACCUGAAGUCUUACUUUGAUGGACAGAUGGAUUGUGAGGAAAAGUUUGAUGAUUCGAAAGUCAAAGAGCUCCGGGACGUGCAGCGCAGAAUCGAAGUGGAGUCUUCCCGUGCUUUGAUGGAAGAGAUGAAGCUGAAGAAGUCUGGGUCUUAUGACGGUCUUAUGACAAUCCUGCGAAGUGCCAAAGUUCCAAAGCCUGAGGCCGAUACCGUUCCUGGCUCAAAGGUGCCAGGACAGGCGAAGGCCAAGGCGACGCCUAAGGCCAGUAGCAAAAGAAAGGCCCAAAGAGCUGAGGAGCAAGAGGCUGAGGUGCCACAAUCGAGUGGCAAGUGCCCCAAGGUCAAGAAACAGAGGGGUCACUGUCCUCAGCGCCAAGAUUCUUCAAAGGAUCUUCCGCCAUGUGGUCCUGCAGCAAAGGCUGUGGCAAGCGCGAUUGCCAAGGGGGUCACUGAGAAAGAGGCUUGCUCUUUGGUACGUGCUUUCUGGGAAGAAUUUUCCCCUUAUUUGCCGAAAGAUACCAAAGUUCCUAGCGGUGCUUUUUGCAGACUUGCAACACGAUUGUCAGAAACUGGACAUGAAAAUUUGCUGGUUAGCAACUUCCCGAAGUUUGACUUGUCUACAAACAUCCCCUUGACCUACGUGGAUGUUGGCCUUCGUGAACCUCAUCCUGCCCUAGCUGUUAGUGACUUCAUUGCGGCCUUAGAUUCCAUGAAGAAAAUCGACACGCUUUUGGUGGGAAACAGAGGGAAGCAAUUUAAACAAUUUUGGGAGGAAUGGAGACUUCUCCAACCAUCACACCCAGUGUUUAGCAUCCAUGGCUCGCAUCUUGCAAGAUGUAUACCGAUGAUGAUCCAUGCCGACGAAGGCACAUCAGUGAAAAAGAAAGCGCUUAUGGUCUUGCAAAUACAACCAUUGUUGGGGAAGGGAAGUAGGAAGAGAAAAGGUGACCAAGAGACACCUGGUAUCAACUUGCUGGGCCAUUCGCUGACUACUCGCUUUCUUUUUUCGGUGAUGUUGGCAAAGGUCUACAGUGGCAAAAAAAAGAAAAAUCGUCCUUUGAUGGCUCUUGUUCGCAGCCUGUGCUUGCAACUGGAACGAUGUUUUUAUGAUGGCAUCAAUGUGACCAUCGAUGAUGUCCCUCAAAACAUUUUCCUGGUCACUGUGGCAAUGAAGGGGGAUUGGCCAGCACUAUCGAAGUUGGGCAACUUGGUCCGGCACCAUGGAAGGAUGACAUCUUCUCGUGAUGAUGGAAAAGGGAUUUGUCAUUUAUGCGCUGGGGGUAUGGAAGGGCAGCCCUGGCAUGACAUUUCUUUUGCAAACAUGUCUGCAAUGCGCUCUGGUGUUCCUGCACCUUGGAACCGGGAACCAGAUUUGACGCGCGAGAUUCCUAUGGACCCUUCUUGCAAGCCGCAGUUUUUCAAGGUGUGCUGCUACGAUUGUGAGCUUUUUGGCGUUGCAUCUUUUGAAGACCAUUGUGCCGUAGUCUAUGAUGAGCUCAAAGCUUUCUGUGCGCAGAAUUCCUUACAGUUGCACAUGCUGGCCCUCACGCGUCAACUGCUAGGCUUCGCGAAAUCAAGUGAGUUUCCAGCAGGGAAUUGGUUCAAAGGCAAUGACACAGUAUCACUUCUACAAUUUCUUGAAAAGGUGCUACCAGAGAAGUGUGCAGAUCUGGCUUUGGCUGACGAUGAAACGAAAACAUUGUUUCAUCAGAUUCUUGUGGCCGUGAAGGCAGCAAACCACUUCAUGCGAACCAUGUACCAUGCUGCUCUUUGGCUCUCUGUCGCAGAGAGGCGUACUUUGAUUGAGUCAGGCCAUCACUUUAUCAAGGCGUUCAAGAGAUGUGCUGAGAUUUGUUACUGGAACGAUCUCACUCGGUUCAAGUAUCAACCAAAGAAGCAUAUGUUUGGAGAAGUGCUUUUCGAGAUGGAAUUUCAGGCCGCAGCCCAUGCCGAGUCCAUGGAUGACCUGGAGCAGUUCAUUUCGCUGCGCUUGAGCUCUCGGAGAUUGGAACUGGAGAAGUCCCAGUUGGCCUUGGAGUUGUUGGGUGUGGGCAUGAACUUCGCCGCGGUGGUCUCUGGUAUCUUCGGUAUGAACGUGAACAGUGGCCUUGAACACAAACGUCCAAUCUUCUUUUACCAGUUUACCCUGCUCAUCACCUUAGCCUCUGCAGCCUUGUCUUUGGGUCUCAAAACGUUCGUGUCGCGGCGGCUGCGGCGGCAGGGGGAGGCGUUGUUGCUUCCCAACGCCCCGCGACGACGGCGCAGCGAGCGGGUCAUUUAAGAGGUGCCGGUCAAGCUGCGUAUUGCAGGUGGUCAGGGCAUGAGGGAUUGGUUCAAUUUUGCAUGGGCCGGGUUAGG
Molecule: messenger RNA, 3965 nt
Organism: Cladocopium goreaui
Lineage: Eukaryota; Dinophyceae; Suessiales; Symbiodiniaceae
Source: the annotation of a GenBank genome assembly